AUGACUAAGAAAGGAAAUAUGAACGAAGAUUAUGUUGAAAUCCAAGAUGAAUAUCCGUGUCCAGUGUUUAUAACCUUUGAAAACAGACCAUAUAGGCCGUAUGAAUCUCUGGAAUGGAGAGAGGACGGGAGAUAUGAACGGCUCCAGAAAUACCCCGCAAAAUCAAACCAAAAGGAGAAGAAAGAGGUUGGCGAUGAAACUAAUAAACCUCAAAAAUCAAGGGUUCCUAUCAAAACAUGCAUUGCAGUUAUCGUCAGUGUUAUUCUGAUCUGUGGUUUUGUUACGAUGGCAUCAUUAUUUGCUGUUAAGCUCAAUAACAAUGGGAACAAUGCACGAGAGGAUCAGAAAAGAAUCAUCGAACUUAACCAGUCACUGCAACGGCAAACGAGCCUUUUGAAAAAUGUAAUCGAGUCUCCACACUCAUGGUCCUCGAAUGGAAAAUCGAUUUACAUAUUAUUUCUGAGCAGAAGAACUUGGAUAGAGUCUCAGGUUUGGUGUUCUGAUAUUGGGGGAAAAUUAGCAGAAAUUGAAACAGAAGAGGAGAACACAUUUAUAGUGAACAACACUUUGAGUGAGGCUAGCACAAUUGGAGCUAGUGUAUGGGUAGGAGGAACAGAUGAGGAAAGAGAGGGUGUUUGGAAAUGGGCGUCUACAAAUGCAAAUAUAACAUUUACCAAUUGGAGUCCAGAUGAGCCAAACAAUAUACUCGAUCACGAGCAUUGUCUGGAAUUGGCAGGGAUGGAAGCAUGGUCAUGGAAUGAUAAUUAUUGUAAAAACAAAAGAAGAUUUCUAUGUGAAAUAUUGCAGAGUUAAUCAAUUUUCGC
Messenger RNA from Saccostrea echinata, 824 nucleotides. Its product is annotated as hepatic lectin-like. The transcript is spliced from 9 exons. The record is from RefSeq and is a predicted model, not a curated record. NCBI's taxonomy places the organism in Eukaryota, Metazoa, Mollusca, Bivalvia, Ostreida, Ostreidae. Bases 1 to 813 code for a protein of 270 amino acids.